GCUUGGAAAAGUUUAUUGCCAAACAAAAAUGCAAUGAAACAAAUCAAUAAAAGAGUGCGCGCCAAAUCAAAGAUGAGAGAACCGCAAACUUUAGCAGAGAUUAAUGUGCCCGAUGAUUUAAAAAAUAUCAACGGAGAACUGUUCUUGGUUUCAAACGAAAACUGGAAAGAAAAUGAAAAAGUGAUGAUUUUCUGUAAAAGAAAUAAUUUGAUCAAAUUAAAAGACUCUCUUGUCUGGAUUAUGGAUGGAACGUUUCAAACGUGCCCAUUUAUAUUUGCUCAAUUAUAUUCAAUACACGGUCUUAUAGGCAGUGGAGAUAAUACAAGAGCUGUGCCGCUCGUGUAUGCGUUUUUGUCAAAGAAAAGUCAAGAGUGCUACGUACACUUCUUCACGGAGCUAAAGCGUUAUGCAGAUUCAAUAUUCGACUUUAAUGAAAACGAAGACACUUUUGCUCCACCUAUAGUAUUGACAGACUUUGAGCUUGCGGUUAUAAAUGCCGUAAGAGUUGUGUUUCCUGGAACAGUCCACAAGUGUUGUCUAUUUCAUUUGGGACAGAAUGUUUGGCGACGAGUUCAGGAGUAUGGGCUGCAACAAAAAUAUGUUGAAGAUGGCGAAUUUUCUCUUAAGAUCAUCGCUUUAGCGUAUUUACCACCUAUAGAGAUACCGUCAGUUUUUGCACUUUUGAAGGAAAAUGUUUUUCCAACAGAUGAUACUCGAAUUGUGGAAUGGUUUGAAACUAAUUACGUGAACGGCAAACUGAUAUCGCGAAAUACUGGUGACUCAAAACUAACUAUACGUAGAACAGUUCCACUAUUUCCUACAGAAUUGUGGUUAGUGCACCAAAACAACAUCAGUAAUUUGCCGAGGACACAAAAUAAAAUUGAAGCGUGGCACAGACGCUGGAACUCCUUAAUGGAUAAUAAAAAAAUGGGUCUUUAUACCACAAUUGGUGAGCUAAAAAAAGAACAAGCAGCCACCAACUUAACAAUUGCCAGAAUGGAAAGCGGGGUACCAGCUACUCCACCUAGAAAGAAAAAGAGGAUGCAUCAAGAAGCAAUCUCGCGGUUUCUUGAACGGCGUGACGAUAGUAUGGAUGUUUUUCAAUUUCUGAAAGGAAUAGCAAGCAGUUCUUUUUUGUAGUACGUAUCAUACACAAUAAGAUACUUUAACUUUACU
Molecule: messenger RNA, 1176 nt
Organism: Ostrinia furnacalis (Asian corn borer)
Lineage: Eukaryota; Metazoa; Arthropoda; Insecta; Lepidoptera; Crambidae
Exons: 1
Coding region: 34-1140 (368 amino acids)
Source: RefSeq, a predicted model, not a curated record